Molecule: messenger RNA, 849 nt
Organism: Microthlaspi erraticum
Lineage: Eukaryota; Viridiplantae; Streptophyta; Magnoliopsida; Brassicales; Brassicaceae
Source: the annotation of a GenBank genome assembly
AUGGAUGUACCAGAGGGGAAUGGAAACCCUUUGGGCAAUGGACUCGGUCGAGCUAGGCAAACUCGACCGAUUGGUCUAGGAGAUGCUCCAAACCGCCAUCAACAGAGACAAGGGAUUGUUCCACCACCAGUGCAGAACCACAACUUUGAGAUCAAGCUGGGAAUGAUCAACCUUGUUCAGAACAAGAUGUUCCAUGGAUUGCCAAGUGAAGACCCCAUUGACCACCUUGAUGAGUUUGAUAGGCUUUGCGAUUUGACAAAGAUCAAUGGUGUCUCUGAAGAUGCCAUCAAGCUGAGACUCUUUCCUAUGUCUCUAGCUGACAAAGCUCACCAAUGGGAGAAGAGCUUGCCCCAUGGCACAAUCACCACUUGGGAUGAAUGCAAGAAGGCCUUUCUUGCUAAGUUUUUCUCCACCGGUCGCACAGCCAAGCUUAGGAUGCCCACAUCAUGGCUUCAUCAGGGAGAGAGGAAGAUGGUAACCUUCAGACAGCUAGAGAUACUCUUUGGCUUCACUUAUGGAGAUGGAAACCUAUGGGAUAUCAAGGAAGAUGAACUCCAACGAGUAUGGGCUACAAUUGCUAAAGAGGGAUACUCUUCUUCAAGGUCAAAGGCUGCCCAAAUCGGGAACCCAGUGCUGAGAUAUGUCCACAAGGCUCUUGCCCACACCUUCUUGACAUGGGAAUCAAGCCCAUCAUCUCACGCACAAGGGAUGGGAAGAAGAUCAGAGGAGAUAGGGCUCACGCAGGAAACCUCAUGCCUUUCCUUGAGUAGCUGCUCUCCUACAAGAUCACGGCCUACUGAUGGCGGGUUUAGAUUGCCUCAAAUUUUCACAAUUUAUAAACCCAACUAA